AUGUCCACAGCACUCCCGAUGCAACAGUUCCACUUCCCUCCUCUCCCGUCCUCGCCGCUCUCCCCGCGCGCGACAAGCACGACUCCCAUCUUCCCAACGACCAUGCCCAGCAACAACAGCUCCCCCUCCACAUCCACCUUCAACUUCUCUUCCCCAUCAAACACCCCCACGGCGCAGCACGCCCAAACACCGCGACACCAGCCUCCCUCCCCCUCCCGCCUCUCCCCGCAGUCUACCACCACGCCGACAAAACCCCCAUCAUCAAAAUACGCCCAGCGCUACGCCACCCUCUCGAAUCCGCUGCAGAACGCGCCGCCGCGCACAUACACGGCCUCCGCGUCGCCGUCCGCCCGCGCCGCUCGCCGCAAUCUCUUCCUCAACCGCAUCAAGCAGGACCGCGACAACGGCCGCUUCGAGACCCGCGGCGAGCAGCUCGUGCUCAUGGAGCAUGUCGCCGAGCAGAAGAUGUGGGGCGAGGCGAUGCGGCGGCGUGCGGAUGGGCUUUUGUCGGUCGAGAUGGGGGGUCUGGACGAUAUGGAUACGGGUGAUGCUUCUGGUAUGUUGUUGCGUUUUGGGUUGUUGGUUUGUAUGUUGUAG
Molecule: messenger RNA, 597 nt
Organism: Aspergillus terreus NIH2624
Lineage: Eukaryota; Fungi; Ascomycota; Eurotiomycetes; Eurotiales; Aspergillaceae
Exons: 1
Coding region: 1-597 (198 amino acids)
Source: RefSeq, a predicted model, not a curated record